Messenger RNA from Pichia membranifaciens NRRL Y-2026, 994 nucleotides. RefSeq lists its product as hypothetical. Gene Ontology annotation, biological process: protein folding in endoplasmic reticulum. The record is from RefSeq and is a predicted model, not a curated record. NCBI's taxonomy places the organism in Eukaryota, Fungi, Ascomycota, Pichiomycetes, Pichiales, Pichiaceae. Gene Ontology annotation, molecular function: protein binding. Gene Ontology annotation, cellular component: EMC complex. The transcript is spliced from 2 exons. The coding region runs from base 330 to 947 and encodes 205 amino acids.
AGGCUCAAAGACCUUUUCGCGCAGCUCGGUGUGCAAGAGGAGGUUGGUGCGUUGACUCUGGUGAUCACCCUCAGAGCGGAGCUGCUCGAGGCGGAGGCAUUUUUGCAGGAAACCGUCCCCGAGGACGAGGAGGAGGAAGAGGAAGAAGAGGAGGAGAACGAUAUCGGAAAGAGAAGGAAAAGGAGAAAAAGAGAACCAGGUCCCCCUUCGACCAUCUUGCCAUUGUGAAGAACGCAGUCACCUCGUACAUCGACAAGUCCGCCGAAGUGGUGAUCAGUUCAGUGAACAGGUCCGCCGCACUGAGCGUCACCAGCUCCGGAGCAGAUUCAAUGCGUGCUGCGGACGACUUGUUUGCCUUGCACAAGAGGAAAGCGGGUCUAGACAAGAACAUCGCCGACCUCGCAAAGGGAAUUAGUGUAGACAAGGAGAACAAGAUCAUGAUAAACCCUGCCAUUGUCGCCAAUGAGUCCAUCGAGGCGCUUUCGGAGCUCUUGAAAAUGAGACCCCUCGAUGCAGAAACAUACAUCGAACUCUCCCACGUUUAUCUCUCGAACGGUAAGAUAAAGGAAGCACUUUGGUGUGUUGGCGAGUGCUUGAUCAUUGGAUGUUCUGGCGCAUGGAACGUCUGGAGUUACAGAGCAGAGCUCUGCAUGUUGCAGGGGAAAUGCAUUGCUGCCGAAAACGGCGACGCAGCCAGCGUGAGGUCCUGGCUUUAUUCUGCAAUCGCCUCAUUCGCUCACUCCAUCGAACUAUGCUCCGGAUACGUACGAGCCUGGUGUGGACUGUAUGUUAGUCUACAAAAAUUGGACGAUCUGAAAAUAGAGGUGGAUCCUAUCUACCCAAAAAUGAAGUUUAUCACGCUUACGCAAAUUAAAGUAAUGUUGGACGAUGUUUCUAUUCCAGUCAAGGAAAGAGAGAACAUUCACUGGAUAUUAAACAAUUAUUAAUGUUGUUCUCUUUCCCUUUUCCUUUAUCUUUCUUAUAUUGUCUUUUU